Molecule: messenger RNA, 423 nt
Organism: Pseudozyma flocculosa PF-1
Lineage: Eukaryota; Fungi; Basidiomycota; Ustilaginomycetes; Ustilaginales; Ustilaginaceae
Exons: 3
Coding region: 1-423 (140 amino acids)
Biological process (GO): mitotic actomyosin contractile ring assembly
Cellular component (GO): myosin II complex
Molecular function (GO): calcium ion binding
Source: RefSeq, a predicted model, not a curated record
AUGUCCGACGCCGAGUACAAGGAGGCAUUUGCCCUGUUCGACAAGAAGGGAACGGGCCACGUCGCGCGCGAGUCGCUGGGCGACCUGCUGCGGGCGCUCGGCCAGAAUCCGACGCAGGCCGAGGUGGCCGACCUGGCCAACGCCGCGCCCAAGGAGAUCGACUUUGACUCGUUCCUCAAUAUCCUCCAUCGCCCCAACGGCUUCAAGCCCGCGGGAACGCCCGACGAGUUCAUCCGCGGCUUCCAGGUGUUUGACAAGGAGGGAAACGGAUACAUCGGCGCCGGAGAGCUCAGAUACGUCCUCACCAGCCUCGGCGAGAAGCUGAGCGACGAAGAGGUCGACGAGCUCCUCAAGGGCGUUCAGGUCGGACCGGACGGCAACAUCCACUACGAGUCGUUCGUCCGACAGAUCCUCAGCCAGUAG